Molecule: messenger RNA, 1528 nt
Organism: Protopterus annectens (West African lungfish)
Lineage: Eukaryota; Metazoa; Chordata; Ceratodontiformes; Protopteridae
Gene: RFLNA
Product: refilin A
Exons: 4
Coding region: 248-904 (218 amino acids)
Biological process (GO): negative regulation of bone mineralization involved in bone maturation; negative regulation of chondrocyte development; actin filament bundle organization
Cellular component (GO): actin filament bundle
Molecular function (GO): filamin binding
Source: RefSeq, a predicted model, not a curated record
CCUGACACACACAAUACAGCGAGAGCUCCUCUCUUCUGCAGAAGCUCUGUGUGUCAGAUGGGUUCUAAAGAUUCAUUUUACUGCUAGACAUUCCUGCAUUUUGCUUUCCAUCUGUGGAUUUUAAUAUAGGGAGAGAAAGCUCCUCCUGAGGCCUUCAGUUUUGAAUCAAACACAAAAGUUAAUAGCAGUGAAGGUCACAGCGGAUUUUAUUUUCACUGCCUCUUGUGUUGCAUUUUUCCUCCCAGAAAUGGUGGGGCACCUACACUUGCAAGCAAUGGAUGAAAGUCUGAAAGGAAAAAAUCGGGAAGGAUUGCUGGACAGUCCAGAUUCUGGCCUACCUCCGAGCCCCAGCCCUCCAUUUUAUUCAAUGUCUCCUGCCCUUCUUGAGGCCAGGGCUGGAGCUGUUGAUGCUUUAGCAGGAACCAGUCACAAAAGGGAAAGUCAUGAUGGAAAACUGUUGCCCUAUCUACUCCUUAAUUCAGAGGUGUCAGAGGUAAGAUCACCUAGAAUGUAUCCCGUAGUCUUUGGUGAGAGUAUUGAAGUGAACCCUGAGACAAGACAAGAAAUACGAUGCAACUCGAAGAUUCGAUAUGAUUCAGACAAGCACUACAGAGACUGCAUUUUCUACUUUCCCAUCCCUACAGUCACCUCUUUCAGUGAGUCAUUCAUUACAGUGCCAAAUUGUACAUGGCGAAACUACAAGUCAGAGGUUCUAUUGGAACCCCGCCAGAAGCCGCUGAGAUUCCAAAGCACUUCAAUUAUUUUUCCCAAGCACACCAAGAGUACUUACCGAACAACUCUGAACUAUAACCUGGGCACUGCCAAAAGAUGGUUUAUGUCAAGCAUACAGCUGGAAUCCUGUGAAGAUGCAAACCCAUGCAUGAUCUACAGUGAAACUCUUUAAUUAUAAUCUCGAAGCUCCAAUGCAUUAAUAACUAAAUAACUUUGCAUAAAAAAGAUCUGAAAAAAUGAAAGACUGAAUCAUGAGUCACUUUGGUGUGGAAAACGGUACUUGAAAUUUUGGUGAAUGGAUUUUUGGGUUUAAAUUGAUACAGCUGUGUGGCUUCCAACAGCUUUUUGAUUUGACUUAACUUGUUCUACUAUGUUUAAAUUUCUUAAUUCUGCAACAGAAAAUGAGUGUUCCUCAUGCAGAAUUUAUUAACUAUGAUUUUUCCUAAAGUGAGUCCCAUUUUUCAGAGAAAUUAACCAAUAUACUCCAAAAAUUGCUGUAAGUGCAGACUUCUUCCCAAGUUGCAAGUGUUUGGGAGCUGGAAUAAAUAGCUGGCGGGGUAAAGCUUCUUGCCAAGAUGUUUGCUUUUUAGACAUAUUUAAAUGCAAUGGGCUUUCUUGGGCAAUGCAAUAUUCGUGUCUAUACUGCAAAAGUCAGAUUUCACCGAGUCCUGAUUCAUUAACUUUGUUAAACUCCUUUUCCUUUCAGCCAGUCAGAAUGCAUUCCAAUUCAUCUUGUGCUAACAUUCUUUAAGGGUAAAUGUCAUAUUUUAUUAAACUGACCUUGUGAUUUUUAAAA